CCUGGCUUCACCACCACCACACAAAAAAGUACCCUUACUAGAUAUAUUCUUUGCACUCACACACACACAUAUAUAUAUUCGAUCUUAUCUCAUAUGGAUACAGCAAUGCAAGGAACGAGCAUUGCUCGGGUAUAUGCCAGUGUCAAUCUGCAACAACCCAAAGAAUACUAUGAUUACGACUCACUCCAAGUUACGUGGGGUGAUCAAGAUCAUUAUGAAAUCUUUCGCAAGAUUGGACGUGGCAAAUACUCGGAAGUGUUUGAAGGUGUCAAUACGCUGAAUGGACAAAAGUGCGUCCUCAAGGUUCUGAAGCCAGUAAAAAAGAAAAAGAUCAAGCGUGAAAUCAAGAUUCUGCAAAACUUGACGGGUGGACCGAAUAUCGUGGGGCUUCUGGAUAUUGUUCGAGACCCACAGUCGAGAGUACCUUCUUUGAUCUUCGAGUCUGUCAACAACACCGAGUUCAAGAUCCUCUAUCCACGUUUUUCGGAUUACGAUGUGCGAUACUACAUGCAUGAGCUGUUAAAGGCUAUUGAGUACAGUCAUAGUCGAGGUAUCAUGCACCGUGAUGUGAAGCCACACAAUGUCAUGAUUGAUCACGAGAAGCGACAGCUUCGAUUGAUCGAUUGGGGCUUGGCAGAUUUCUAUCAUCCGGGCACUGAAUACAACGUCCGAGUUGCCUCCAGGUGCUUCAAGGGUCCCGAAUUACUCGUUGACUUCCAGCUCUACGACUACAGUUUGGAUUUGUGGAGUUUCGGGUGCAUGUUGGCUGGUAUGGUAUUCCGUAAGGAACCCUUCUUCAAUGGUCAAGACAACUAUGACCAACUUGUCAAAAUUGCAAGAGUGCUUGGCACCAGCAAAUUGUAUGAAUACUUGAAUAAAUACAAUUUGCAGUUGGACCCUCACUUUGACAAAAUCAUGGGAAGAUACGCACCAAAACCUUGGUCCAAGUUUGUGAAUCUAUCUAACCAGCGUUAUAUGUCGGAUGAGCUGUUUGAUCUCCUGGAUAAUUUAUUACGAUACGAUCAUCAAGAACGACUAACAGCACAGGAAGCCAUGGCGCAUCCAUACUUUGCUCCUAUUCGUGAAGCUGCUGCUGCUGCUGUUGCGGCAGAGGAGAAAUAGAAAAGGCCAAUUCAUUUGCUUUUUUACCUUUAAUUACAACAACGCGAGCACACACACAUUCUCUCUCUUUCUCUCGACCUAUUUUUCAACCCUCGCCGUAUUUUUUAUCUCAUAAAUGUAAAGUAGUACCUUACGUCCUCCCUGUCUUUUAUUUUCCCGCAAUAUCUCUCUUUAUUUUCAUACCAUUUUUUUGUCUUUAUUUUUUGCAUUUGUUUUAUCGCGUCAUAGUCUUAAGUAUGUCUCUACUGGGUUGUAUCUCAUAGUUUCAUUUUUUAAAAAUGAAGAUUCUAUGACGCGGAAACCGACGACGCGUUUUCUUAUGAGAAACAAUAAAAAUCUGGUUGAAG
Messenger RNA from Zychaea mexicana, 1469 nucleotides. Its product is annotated as casein kinase II alpha subunit. Bases 94 to 1122 code for a protein of 342 amino acids. Lineage: Eukaryota; Fungi; Mucoromycota; Mucoromycetes; Mucorales; Lichtheimiaceae. The record is from RefSeq and is a predicted model, not a curated record. Gene Ontology annotation, molecular function: ATP binding; protein serine/threonine kinase activity. The transcript has 7 exons. Gene Ontology annotation, cellular component: nucleus; cytosol; protein kinase CK2 complex. Gene Ontology annotation, biological process: regulation of transcription by RNA polymerase I; DNA damage response; protein phosphorylation.